Molecule: messenger RNA, 1601 nt
Organism: Gossypium raimondii (Peruvian cotton)
Lineage: Eukaryota; Viridiplantae; Streptophyta; Magnoliopsida; Malvales; Malvaceae
Exons: 3
Coding region: 402-1352 (316 amino acids)
Source: RefSeq, a predicted model, not a curated record
AUUUCGUCCAUCUUGCCCUCACCCACAUACAUCAUCCUCCCCAAUUUCAUCACAUUAUUAUUACCCAUUUAACCAUUUAACGUUAUCUCCUCCACUCCCAGUAUAAACCUAACCCUACCCCACGGCCUUAGCUCCUAACACUCGGCAAACAAACACGCUUCAUUUCAAACCCUAAGCUUUUUUUCACCAGAAACAUACUCACCUUUCUUAUAUACGAUCACUUCCAUUUUCAACAAACCCUAAACAAUCAUCUCGUCAUCUCACACUAAUUUAAAAAAAAAAAAAACAAAUCUCGUUUUUAGCAUCUCGAUCUUCGUUUUUUUUAGUACUUUUUUUCGAAUAUUCGUAUAUUUGUCGAUUCGACUGUUUUUUGUUAUUUGAUUUUGAGGGAACAGGGAGAGAUGGUGGGAGGAGGAAGCAGGAGAGACGAAGGAUCUAUGGUGAUCAACAACACCAACGUGUUUGCGGCUCUUGAAACUCUACGGAAGAAGAAGAAGUCUGAUAAGGACCGAGGUUCUUCUAAAAAGUCUUCUUCUAAGUCUCAGCAAUCACAACCGCAAAAAGAACCUGAACCGCAGGUCUUUUGGGCUCCGGCACCGCUUAAUGUCAAAUCAUGGGCCGAUGUUGAUGACGAUGACGAUUAUUAUGCUACAACCGCUCCUCCUCAGUCGGUUUGGGGAUCCUCCGAGCCGUCUCAUGAAGAUAAGACCGUCAACGAAGAGGAUAGUGAGAGUGAAGAAGAUAUUUUAGAUGAAGGUGAUGAUGAUAUAGAGGAAGAUCAUGAUCAUGAACCAGAGGUUCCAGUACAUCCUGAGCCUUUGCCAAAAAGGGUUCCUGAAGUUCCUCUGCCACCUAAGGAGCCAGAAAGACAACUUUCAAAGAAAGAGAGGAAGAAAAAGGAGCUUGCUGAGCUGGAGGCUCUUCUUGCUGAUUUUGGAGUAACACAGAAGGAGAGCAAUGGCCAGGAUGAGUCGCGUGAUGUUGCACAAGAAAAGAAAGAUGGAGAGGGAGAAAAGAAGGAAAAUCCUCCAGGGGAGUCUAAAAGUGCCAAGAAGAAGAAAAAGAAGGAUAAAUCGAAGGAGGGUAAAGAAUCACAGGAUCAGCUGACGAGUACAGAUGCCACCAAUGGGCCAGAUGAAGCUGCUGGAACUGAACAGAAUGAGGAGGAUGCAUCAGCUGUUGACGUGAAAGAGCGGCUAAAGAAGAUGGCAUCUAUGAAGAAGAAGAAAUCCAGUAAAGACAUGGAUGCAGCUGCAAAAGCUGCUGCACAAGAGGCUGCUGCAAGGAGUGCAAGGCUUGCUGCUGCAAAGAAGAAAGAGAAGAACCAUUAUAAUCAGCAACCAGUGCGGUAAACGCCUCCUUUUUUGUUCUACAUUACAUAUACAUAUAUGAACAUGUAUUUCUCGUUGUUCAUUCAACAAUGCGAAAUAAACAGUGGGCCAAAAGAUGACUGUUUUAGUUUUAUUUGAAUGGACUAGAAGAAAGUUUGAUCUGUUUUUUUUGCUUUUUGGAUCCUAUUGUUUCUCCUUUAUCAUGGAUUUGGAACUCAUUGUUAUGGCACUUCUUUAUGCUAAAAAUUCUUCAUUGGACAGCAUUUCAAA